AUGUGCGCUAAAUCUCAUCUCAAAGGACAUGGAGUACAGCAGCUUGGCAUGGCCAGUGUCUGGGUUGACCGCUUCCCUCGGACCUCCGCUCGACUGCUGGACGAAAUGGAUUCUAUCCUUGGAUUUAAGCUGUCGCGCAUCAUCUCCGAUGGCCCUAACUCCCUUUUGAACCGAACUGAGAAUGCUCAACCUGCUAUCAUGGCUGUCUCCGUUCUCAUCCUGAGGAUUCUCGAGGAUGAGUAUGGUUUUGACACUGCUUCCAGAGUCGACGUGACCUUGGGUCACAGUCUGGGUGAAUUUACUGCGCUGGUCGCGGCUGGCUAUUUAAAAUUCGCCGACGCGCUCAAAUUAGUCCGCCGCCGAGCUGAGGUGAUGGCUCAAUGCACUCGACACGCGGUCGCGCAAUCGGGCGAAACGUAUGGAAUGGUAGCGCUCAUCUGUGAGCCCGAUCACAUCGAGAGUUUGCUCAAAACCGUUCAUGAAUUUCUCGGACUAGCCACCUCCUGCUUCGAUGACACCAGCCACGCUUCAGCCCCGAUUCAGAGGGUGAUGGUGGCGAAUAUCAAUUCUCCUAACCAGAUAGUGCUCAGUGGAAGCAUUGAAAGAAUCAGAAGCCUUCUAGUUCAAUUGCGUCAGUUUGGGGGGCAUGAUCCUCGCGCCGUGAGGUUGAAAAGUGACAGCCCUUUCCACAGUCCUGUAAUGGCCCCGGCGGCCCAAUACAUGAAGAACGCCAUCGAAGGCAUGGACAUAACCUUCCCAUCGAUUAUGCCGUGUAUUUCCAACGUGUCGGCGUUGCCGUUUCGGUCCAAGGAGGACCUCAAGACUCUGCUAUCCAGGCAGUGCACCGAUACAGUACGAUGGUGGGAUAGCAUUCGCUACCUUCAUCAGGAACGGGGAGUGAGACGAUGGAUUGGCAUCGGACCUGGAAAAGUGGGCCGAAAUUUGGUUGGCAAAGAAGUUGGCCGAGUGGACAUCAAAGGAGGUGGCGUGUGGGCUAUCUGCAAUCCCAGGGAAAUGGAGGAUACCAUCCUUGGCUUGGAACAGACCGAAUCCGAAGUCCGAGCCGGCUGA
Penicillium maclennaniae is the source of this 1071-nucleotide messenger RNA. RefSeq names its product ACP S-malonyltransferase. Gene Ontology annotation, cellular component: mitochondrion. Bases 1 to 1071 code for a protein of 356 amino acids. Lineage: Eukaryota; Fungi; Ascomycota; Eurotiomycetes; Eurotiales; Aspergillaceae. Gene Ontology annotation, biological process: fatty acid biosynthetic process. The record is from RefSeq and is a predicted model, not a curated record. The transcript has a single exon. Gene Ontology annotation, molecular function: [acyl-carrier-protein] S-malonyltransferase activity.